CAUUUUACAUGAGAGAAUAAUAACUUCGAUGUUUCGGAUGACACUGGCCGGAAGAAGUUCUCGGUGUGGGCGUACGAAGAGCUGGAGAAGGGAAGAAACAUCAAGAGCGCCAUGGACAAGAGGCUCGCCGAGCACGACGUGGACAUGGAGCAGCUGGAGAGGGCGCUACUGGUGAGCUUAUGGUGCAUCCAGGAGCAGCCCUCGCAGAGACCGUCGAUGGGGAAGGUUGUGCAGAUGCUGGAAGGGGUUUCGGCCAUAGACAGGCCUCCGGCUCCGAAGGCCGCAGAUGGUGGCUUGGCGGUUGUCACCAGCAUCACUAUCUUCGCUACGUCAUCUCCGGCUCAACCUUCGAUGGGCUCAUCGCAUUCGAUUGCAGGCACAUCAUUGGUUUCCAAGAGGAACUUGGACAAACCAACCUCAUCCAUGGUAGUCAGAGCAAAGAAGAAGGAUACAGGAAAUGUAUAUGCUUUGAAAAUUAUGGACAAGAAGUUCAUUGCAAAAGAAAAUAAAGUAUCCUAUGUAAAGAUGGAGCGUAUAGUACUUGAUCAAUUAGAUCAUCCUGGUAUAAUCAGGCUGUGUUUUACAUUCCAAGAUACACACUCUCUUUACAUGGCACUUGAGUGUUGUGAAGGUGGGGAGCUAUUUGACCAAAUAACCAGGAAAGGAUAUCUAAGUGAGGAUGAGGCUCGCUUCUAUGCUGCUGAAGUUGUUGAUGCUUUAGAAUAUAUUCAUGGUGUAGGAUUAAUUCAUCGGGACAUCAAGCCAGAGAACUUACUGCUCACCGCUGAUGGACACAUUAAAAUUGCUGAUUUUGGCAGUGUGAAGCCAACUAGGGAUAGCCAAAUGACAGUUCUUCCAAGUUCAUCAAAUGAAAAGGCAUGUACUUUUGUUGGAACAGCUGCAUAUGUCCCUCCGGAAGUUCUUAAUUCAUGCCCAGCGACUUUUGCGAACGACCUUUGGGCUCUUGGAUGCACCCUAUAUCAAAUGCUUUCUGGUUCAUCUCCCUUUAAAGAUGCCAGUGAAUGGCUAAUUUUCCAAAGAAUCAUAACAAGAGACCUCAAGUUUCCUGAGUUCUUUUCACAUGAAGCAAGAGAUCUUAUUGAUAAGUUAUUGAUCCCAGUAAAAGACCAGGUGCUGGACCUGAUGGCUAUGCUUCUGUCAAGAAGCAUCCUUUCUUCAAUGGAGUUGAUUGGAAACAAUUGCGAAAGGCACCAGCACCAAGACUUGCUCUGGAUCAUGAUAAUGGUGUGGAUUAUGACAGUCAAGAUGCCACAUGGAACCUCACACAUGUGGGUGGUGCGCCUUCAGCUCACCAACAUGUCAUACCGGAUGAGAAUGCUGGUGCCACAUCAUCUUCGGAAACACAAUCUCAUAUCUCCAGGCUGGCUUCGAUCGACUCAUUCGACUCGAGAUGAAAGCUUUUUGAAAAGUUGUUCACUAGUGGAUAACAUUUGCAUUUAUGUGAGCGUCAGGCAAGAGUUAGCCUGGAGAGGUGAUUGUUAUGAUCUCAAAGCUGAAGAAGCUUCAGAAGCUGACUAACAGGAAAGUGCAACUCAUUCUUACUGACAAGCCCAAAUUGCUUUGCAUGGAUCCCUCCAAAAUGACAGCCAAAGCAAACAUAAUCUGGUCCCACAGUCCCAGUGAGCUUAGCGUCCAAGUAGCGAACUCUUCACAUUU
This is a messenger RNA of Musa acuminata AAA Group (dessert banana), 1677 nucleotides long. Its product is annotated as 3-phosphoinositide-dependent protein kinase 1-like. Gene Ontology annotation, cellular component: cAMP-dependent protein kinase complex. The coding region runs from base 112 to 1539 and encodes 475 amino acids. The transcript has 10 exons. NCBI's taxonomy places the organism in Eukaryota, Viridiplantae, Streptophyta, Magnoliopsida, Zingiberales, Musaceae. The record is from RefSeq and is a predicted model, not a curated record. Gene Ontology annotation, molecular function: cAMP-dependent protein kinase activity; ATP binding. Gene Ontology annotation, biological process: peptidyl-serine phosphorylation; intracellular signal transduction.